UCCUCCACACGCUCAAAACGCUCUGUCAUGGCGUCCUCCAACAAUGUUACCCCCACCAACUGUGGCUGGUGGCCCAUCUCCGCCAUGGACGAGGACGGCAAAAUCCCAGACGGGAACGAGUGUGAAGACCCCACGGCGGAGCCCAAAGGCGUCAACAAAGACAGGCUCGUUUUGUACCACUGGACGCAGUCUUUCGCCUCCCAGAAGGUCCGCCUCGUCAUCAACGAGAAGGGUCUGGUGUGCGAGGAGAGAGACGUGAGCUUGCCGCUGCAGGAGCACAAGGAGCCGUGGUUCAUGAGGCUCAACCUGGGAGAGGAGGUGCCCGUCUUCCUCCACGGCGGCAACAUCAUCAGUGACUACAAUCAGAUUAUAGACUAUUUGGAGGCCAACUUUGUGGGAGACACGGUGGGUCAGCUGCUUCCCGCUCCAGACUCGCCCGUUCACGAGCGCGUGCAGCAGUACCGUCAGCUGCUGGACGGUCUUCCCAUGGACGCCUACACACACGGCUGCAUCCUCCAUCCGGAGCUCACCAGCGACUCUAUGAUCCCAAAGUACGCCACUGCUGAAAUACGUCGACAUUUGGUCAACGCCGCGACAGAGCUGAUGAAGUUGGACCACGAGGAGCCCCAACUGACAGAACCAUACCUGUCCAAGCAGAAGAAGCUCAUGGCAAAGAUCUUGGACCACGAUAAUGUCAACUAUCUGAAGAAAAUCCUGGGAGAGUUAGCGAUGGUUUUAGAUCAAGUGGAGGCUGAACUGGAGAAAAGGAAACUGGAGUACCAAGGUCAAAAGUGUGAGUUGUGGCUAUGUGGACCUGACUUUACACUAGCUGAUAUCUGCCUGGGAGCCUUGCUGCACAGGCUCAAGUUCUUGGGACUUUCUAAGAAAUACUGGGAGGACGGCAGUCGGCCCAACCUGCAGUCCUUUUUUCUGCGGGUGCAAAAACGCUACGCUUUCCGCAAAGUCCUGGGCGACAUCCACACGACACUCCUCUCCGCGGUCCUGCCCAACGCCUUCCGCAUGGUAAAAAAGAAGCCGCCGUCCUUCUUCGGGGCCUCCUUUCUAAUGGGGUCCCUCGGGGGGAUGGGCUAUUUUGCCUACUGGUUUUUAAAAAAGAAAUACAUGUAGUAAAUGCUCUCAGUGUGUUCAAUGUCUGUGUAUAUGUGUGAUGUUUGAACUUUUCUGUAACAUUUGAGGACUGCAGGAAAACCAUAUUGGAUAUAGGAAACACCGAUACUUACCCGGGCGAGUAAACAUGUGAAGACAUUCCAUAUUAAGACUUGAUUGCACAUUUUCUGGUAGUCGCGGCCUUCAUCGAGCUCACUUGCUCUUGUGUUUGACGUAUGUUGAAGGCAUGCAACCGGUUCACUUAUACAGAAUACUGUACUUCAUUCAAACGUGUGCAGUCAGAGGAGUUAAGUGCCAUUGGCAUGCCCACCACUUGUAUAGUCAUUACUCAUAGCGGCUAAAACCACUCAACCACAGGAAAAUGUAUUACUUCUGACACCGCGCUGUUUUCGGUAGAAGAAUCAGGGCCCGUGUCCAAAACAAAAAGCAAUCAAGAAGAGUAAUCUAUUUCUAAAGCGUCGAAAAACCUUUAAAGUUCUCCUAAACUAAAACAUGCUAGGAGUGGGGAAGAGGACUUUUCAAAAGCUUAGGAGUUGUCUUAAGCGCUUGACAAAAUGGCUCCAAGAUAAGGAAAAUACAGCUAUGACAUUGCUAUAAUUUCCAUCCAUUUUCUGUACCGCUUAUUUUCACUCGGGUCACGGGUUGCUAUAAUUUCAAUUAAAUCAAUUGUAGUCAGUUAUCAUUGACUUUUUUUGUUGGAAAAAAAAAUCUAAUUUUUCUCAAAAUAUUUGACUUGACUUUAUCCUAAAAAAAAAAAGACCUAUAAAUGAAUUCUCUCUAAAAAAAAAAAAAAAGAAGAGAAUUCUAUUCAGAUUAUGACUUUAAAUCUGUAAAAAUAAGACUAUCCUUGACAAAGUACAAUUUGGCUUCAUAAGAGUACAAAAGUUUAAAAACCUUGUGUAAUUUUAUUUACCACUUUGCUAAAAAAAAUUCCAGCUAUUUCCUUGAAAAUAUUGCUGAAAAAAAAUACUGUACAACUUUAGCUAUUUUAUCUGAUUUAUGACUUGAUCCUUGAAAAUAUACAACUUGAUACUUAUACAACCAUUACUUUUUUCGUCCAAAACUACUUAUAUGCUAAAAAUGAAUCUAAAAAAAAUUAUUAAUCUGUUUAUUCUCCAAUUUAUUCUUGACAAAAAUUUUACUAAUCUCAUAAAAUUACCACUUAUCCCUCCCCAAGAAAUGCUACUAUUCUUGAAAAAAAGGCUUUAUUCUCAAAAGUAUGAGUUCUGAUUUUUUAUGACCAUUUUUGAAAAGUACUUUAUUCUCAUAAGCAUGACAUUAUUUCAUUGAAAAAAUACAACUGUGCUAAAAAAAAAAAAAAGAAUAUUUUGAAAAGUAUUCACAAUACUAUUCUCGUAACUCAAUUUUUGUGUCGGAAAAACUUUUAUUCUUGAAAAAAUUCGACUAUUGUAAGAUUUCCUCUUCUUUCACUCCACAAAUUGGCU
Messenger RNA from Phycodurus eques (leafy seadragon), 2573 nucleotides. RefSeq names its product ganglioside induced differentiation associated protein 1-like 1 (gene gdap1l1). Bases 28 to 1128 code for a protein of 366 amino acids. The transcript is spliced from 6 exons. Lineage: Eukaryota; Metazoa; Chordata; Actinopteri; Syngnathiformes; Syngnathidae. The record is from RefSeq and is a predicted model, not a curated record.